This is a messenger RNA of Striga asiatica, 1455 nucleotides long. The record is from the annotation of a GenBank genome assembly. NCBI's taxonomy places the organism in Eukaryota, Viridiplantae, Streptophyta, Magnoliopsida, Lamiales, Orobanchaceae.
AUGCCGGAAAGUGAGAUAGAAACAUAUAUGAAAGGGUACCUCGGAGUUCCGUUGGUUUACUUCGGUUGUCUGCGAGCCAUCCUUGCUGCCACCACGGCCUGGCGGAGGCGGCGGUUGGCGGAGGACGGACAGCGGAAUGUUCCCCAUGAUUUAGAGUCAAUUAGACGGAAUUUUAUUUCCCCUUUUUAUGAAGUGGAUGUCAUUUAUACAUCUCCACAUCGCCGCUAUUAUCUCGAGAAAAAAUCCCCAAAUCUUCGCUCAUUCCUUGGGAGGACCCCGAAACCCCCAAAUCUCAAGGCGAUUCCCCUAACCAUCAUCGGCGUCCACCUUUCUUCCGCCGAGAUUGCCGUCGGUGAUCGCCACAAGCUCUCCAUCAACUUCGAAGUUAGGCUCGGGUCGUGCCCGCUCUUAAGUUUAGCUACAGCUUUGCAGGACGAUCUUACAUGGGCGUGUAAUUUUAGACCUGUUAUUCGAGGGCGCCCAUCUGCAAAACGAGCAAUACAUAUAUGUGGACAGCAUCGAUGGGUAUUCGUCUUGGUAUUUUCUGCAAUGAGUUUCUUCCUCUGGUUUGCUUCAUGUGGUAUUCUCAUUGUCUUAUGGGCCCUUGCUAUUGGACUUCUUGUGCUUGCAGAUAACUACAAAAGAGUGAUUAAAAAAGAAAGAAAGAGUCCCAUAAUCUCUAUAAGAUUAAACUUUGCUGCAUUGGAUUAUAAAUAUGUAAGCUUAGCAGGAGGAUUGUACUUUCAGCCACUUCCAUGGAGUUUGAGAAUGAAGAUUGCUCUUAAUGCUGCAAGAGGGCUCGCCUUUCUCCAUAGUGACGAAAUAAAAGUAAUAUACCGGGACUUCAAGACUUCUAACAUCUUUCUCGACUCGAACUACAGCGCGAAACUAUCUGAUUUCGGGCUGGCUAGGGACGGGCCCACUGAUGAUAAGAGUCAUGUCUCGACUCGGGUCAUGGGAACUUACGGAUAUGCAGCUCCCGAGUAUUUAUCCACAGGUCAUUUAACCGCAAGGAGUGACGUGUACAACUUUGGGGUCGUUCUUCUAGAAAUCUUGACCCGAAAAAAAAAGCGAUCGUAUGUGAGGAAAACAAGCGUGGGGAGACGCGGCGUCGUUUCGAACCCUAGGCGGCUUAAUGUCGGAUUUGAACGAGCUGCUGGGAGCUCUGUACGAGCUGAACCGGAUCAAGUUGGAUGCGGAGAGGGUCGCCUGGAUCGGUCGGAAUUACAAAAGAGCCCUUGGUGUCUCGAAGUCGAUCUUUGCUUGGCUGCUCACUGCUUUUGUCAAUCCGGGCCAUUGCGCAAAGCUGUGGAAGUUUUGCAGCAAGAAGUUUUGGAGGGUGGUUUGCUGAAAUACUGUCUUGAGUUGGGUUCUAAUGAUCUCAAGGGCUUGAUACAAGUUGUUAAGGACAUUGCCUUCCAAUAUUCCUCAUGUUCUUCCAAAACCGACUUGUGA